Messenger RNA from Thalassophryne amazonica, 2198 nucleotides. RefSeq names its product cAMP responsive element binding protein 5b (gene creb5b). Gene Ontology annotation, biological process: regulation of transcription by RNA polymerase II. The transcript is spliced from 11 exons. NCBI's taxonomy places the organism in Eukaryota, Metazoa, Chordata, Actinopteri, Batrachoidiformes, Batrachoididae. Bases 34 to 1569 code for a protein of 511 amino acids. The record is from RefSeq and is a predicted model, not a curated record. Gene Ontology annotation, molecular function: DNA-binding transcription factor activity, RNA polymerase II-specific; cAMP response element binding.
ACUUGUUUGGUGAGUUGAAAACCCUUCGUCGUCAUGCACAGGACCGCGCACGCGCCUCUGCAGUUUUAUGAGAAGUUGGCCAGAGUGAUGAACUCAGACCAGGAAAGGCCAUACGUGUGCAGCGCUCCUGGCUGUUCUCAGCGAUUCCCCACGGAGGACCAUCUGAUGAUACAUCGACACAAGCAUGAGAUGACCUUGAAGUUUUCCUCGAUAAAGAGCGACAACAUGUUAUCAGACCAGACACCCACACCAACACGUUUCCUGAAGAACUGUGAGGAAGUUGGACUGUUCAGUGAGCUGGACUGUUCUAUUGAACAGGAAUUCUGCAAGGCCCAGGAAGAAGAAGACAGCAAACAGACCAUCUCACUGCACAGCCAAGCAGGCCAAGGCCAACACCAGCAGUCCCAUUCACGGAUGUCAAACCAUGACACCAGCAUCGUGAUCCAGCAGGCCCUGCCAUCGCCGCAGUCCAGCUCCGUCAUCACUCAGGCUCCAUCCACCAACAGACAGAUAGGGCCUGUCCCCGGCUCUCUGUCCUCGCUGCUGCAUCUACGGAACAGACAGAGACAGCCUCUGCCAGCCUCCAUGCCUGGAACCCUGCCAGACCCGACCAUGCCUGGCUCCUCCGCCGUGCUCAUGCCCAUGGAGCGACAGAUGUCAAUGGGCUCCACUAUGAUGGGUAUGCAAGGUCCCGCCCACAACAGCUCCUGCUCUUCUAAUCACAUUCCCUCCAUGCAUUCAGAGGCUAAACUGAGGCUGAAAGCUGCACUUUCACACCACCCUGGUGCCAUCGCCAACGGAAACAUGAACUCCAUGGGCCACAUGAUGGAGAUGAUGUCAUCGCGGCAAGAACAAGGGGCCCACCAUCACAUGCACUCGCACCCGCAACAGCACCUGCAAGCUCCUCCACAUGUGUACCACCACCACGGCCAUCAUCACCACACCCACAGUCACGGCCAAGGUGGACACCAUCACCCGCAGGGACACAACCCGCAUCACAACUCCCACAAUUCCCACCUUCAUCCCGGCCACCCGCACCAGACCUCACCGCACCCAUCAAUGCACUCUGCGUCACAGAUGUCACCCGCAACCCAGCAGAUGCAGCCCACACAGACGCUGCAGUCGCCGCCUCCCAGCGGUGGGCGGCGCCGGCGAGUGGUGGACGAAGAUCCGGAUGAACGUCGACGGAAAUUUCUGGAGAGGAACAGAGCGGCGGCGACGAGAUGCAGGCAAAAGAGAAAAGUGUGGGUGAUGUCAUUAGAGAAGAAAGCAGAGGAGCUCACUCAGACCAACAUGCAGCUUCAGAAUGAAGUAACCAUGCUAAAAAAUGAGGUGACCCAACUAAAGCAGCUUCUCCUCACACAUAAGGACUGUCCCAUCACUACUAUGCAGAAAGAGUCCCAAGGUUACCUCAGUCCAGAGAGCAGUCCAGCCGGCAGUCCAGUGCCCGUGUGCUCCCAGCAGCAGGUCAUUCAGCACAACACCAUCACCACAUCCACCACAACUGUAGGGGGCAGCAGCGUGCAUGGGCAAGCAAACCACCGCACAGACAUUAACCCCAUCCAUUAAGGACAAAAGAGACUAAGAGACCCAGGCUGUAACCCUGAUCCCCUUGCCUGUCAGUACAGAUGUACACGCUGCCCCCCUCCCCUUCCAUCAAGAAAAACCUCAAAGGCCUCUAAGGCUGUUCUUUUUACAGUAGCUACAGUGUGUAUUUUUAUAGACCAGUCCUAUUAACACAUAAAUGUUCUAUGGUUUUUGUCUUCUUUUAUUUAAUGUGCUUUUAUUUUCCAUAGUUGAAAGAGAAUUGUGUUGAUCUCAUGCAACAUUUAAGUGUCUUUUCUGUUGUACAAUGGUACAAACUGGCCAAGGUGGUCUGCAGAGGAAAGAUGUAAACCCUGCAGGUUCCCAUCGCUGUGAUUAGUCUCUACAUCUUUGUAUUACUGAUGGAUUGAACACAGAGGAGGAUUGUUCUCGGUAUUUCACAAGUUUACAGUAGAUUGAGUAAAUUCAUCAUCACGCAGGGUGUGUGAUCAGGCUAAUGACGUGCGCUGCCUAUAAACAGACACGCCCCUUUUACAUUUUAUUUUUCAUCACAUCAAGUCAAACUAAGAAAUUCAUUCUUCUUUAUGCAGUUUUUUAAAAAGCUUUUUCAUCUUAAAGUAAAAAGAAACACCAGCAGCAUAAUCGAAAUGAAA